Messenger RNA from Penicillium mononematosum, 2478 nucleotides. RefSeq names its product mRNA splicing protein SYF1. Gene Ontology annotation, biological process: generation of catalytic spliceosome for first transesterification step; mRNA splicing, via spliceosome. The coding region runs from base 1 to 2478 and encodes 825 amino acids. The transcript is spliced from 6 exons. The record is from RefSeq and is a predicted model, not a curated record. Lineage: Eukaryota; Fungi; Ascomycota; Eurotiomycetes; Eurotiales; Aspergillaceae. Gene Ontology annotation, molecular function: protein binding. Gene Ontology annotation, cellular component: Prp19 complex; post-mRNA release spliceosomal complex; U2-type catalytic step 2 spliceosome.
AUGGAUCGACCAUCUGCGUCCCGGCCGGACCUCUAUUUGAUCACCGAUCAAGAUAUCAUCUACGAACAAGAUCUGCUUCGCGACGCUACUAGUGUCAAGCCAUGGCUUGCCUAUAUCGAAUUUAAGCAGCAAAAUGGCACCCUCUAUGAGCAAGCAUUUGUCAUGGAGCGCGCUUGCAAGCAAUUACCGCGUUCCUACAAGCUCUGGAAGAUGUAUCUGGAGUUCCGAACAGAGCAUUUGAAGGGCCGCAAUCCCACGGUAUAUCGCGCCGAGUACCAGAAAGUAAACGCCCUCUUCGAACGGGCCCUGAUCCUGCUGAACAAGAUGCCGCGCAUCUGGGAGAUGUACCUCUCCUUCCUGCUCCAGCAACCCGUUGUGACCCAGACUCGACGAACCUUCGACCGUUCCCUUCGCGCUCUGCCGGUGACGCAGCACAACCGUAUCUGGAGACUGUACAAAGGCUUCGCUCGGUCUGCUUCCGGACAGACCGCCAUCAAGAUCUUUGGUCGGUAUAUGCAAAUUCACCCCGAGAACGUCGAGGACUACAUCGAGCUUCUCGUUGAAAAUGGUGAAUAUACGGAAGCCGUGAAGAAAUUCAUGGAUAUCCUUGACGAACCACGAUUCAAGUCCAAACAUGGCAAGGGUCCAUUCCAGAUAUGGUCGGAGAUGGUUGAUCUCCUGGUCUCCAAGGCCAAGAAGAUUGAGACCGGCCCUCAGGUCGGGAUUGAUGUUGAAGCCAUUCUCCGGAGUGGUAUCGAGCGUUUUGCUGACCAGCGGGGCAAGCUGUGGGCCGGGUUGGCCACAUACUGGAUCACUAAGGGCAACUUCGAGAAGGCACGGGAUGUCUUUGAGGAAGGAAUCACUACUGUCAUGACGGUCCGUGAUUUCACUCUCGUCUUCGACUCCUAUGUCGAAUUCGAGGAGUCUAUCAUUGGAAGCCUGAUGGAAGGCGCAGCCGCUCGCUCUGACAAGGGUAAAUCCGACGAGGAUGCCGACUUCGAUCUUGACCUCCGCAUGCUGCGCUUCGAGCAGCUGAUGGACCGCAGACCAUUCUUGGUGAACGAUGUACUUCUACGGCAAAACCCUCACAACGUCAUCGAAUGGGAGAAGAGAGUAGCACUCUGGGGCGAUAACAAGGAAGAAGCUGUCCACACCUACACAGAUGCCAUUGCUGCAAUUAACCCCAAGAAAGCGCUUGGGAAGUUCUCCGAGCUUUGGGUCAAUUACGCCAAGCUUUAUGAGAACGGUGGGGACUUGGAUACUGCAAGAGUCAUUUUCGACAAAGCUGUCAAGGUCCCAUUCAAGUCUGUAGCUGAACUGGCAGAGACCUGGUGUGAGUGGGCCGAGAUGGAGCUCCGUGCCGAGAAUUUCGACAAAGCAGUCAGUAUUAUGGCGAAGGCGACACAGGCGCCUAAGAAAUCGACGGUGGACUACUUCGAUGAGACACUGUCUCCGCAGCAAAGGAUCCACAAGAGCUGGAAGCUGUGGAGUUUCUAUGUUGAUCUUGUUGAGAGUGUUUCGUCUCUGGACGAAACCAAAAAGGUGUACGAGCGGAUCUUCGAGCUUCGCAUCGCCACAGCUCAAACUGUCGUUAACUAUGCCAAUCUCUUGGAAGAAAACAAGUACUUCGAAGAGUCUUUCAAGGUAUACGAGCGAGGCUUGGAUCUUUUCACGUAUCCGGUUGCAUUCGAACUUUGGAACUUGUACUUGACCAAGGCUGUGGACCGGCAGAUCGGCAUUGAGCGACUCCGCGACCUGUUUGAGCAGGCCUUGGAGGAUUGCCCCCCCCAAUCUCUUUAUCUGAUGUACGGCAACUUAGAAGAAGAACGCGGUCUCGCACGGCACGCGAUGCGGAUAUACGAGCGUGCAACUCGGGCAGUCUCUGACGAGGACCGCUUCGAGAUGUUCGAAUUCUACAUCACAAAGUCGGCCUCCAACUUCGGUCUCACAUCUACCAGACCAAUCUACGAGCGCGCCAUUGCCGCGUUGCCCGACCAGGAGGCCAAAGAAAUGUGUCUCAAAUUCGCCGAGAUGGAGCGACGACUCGGCGAGAUCGACCGUGCUCGCGCGAUCUAUGGCCACGGAUCCCAAUUCUGCGAUCCCCGGACAAACGCUCACUUCUGGCAGAAGUGGGAGGUAUUCGAAGUCAACCACGGAAACGACGAUACUUUCGCCGAGAUGCUUCGUGUCAAGCGAAGUGUUCAGGCUCAAUACAACACCGACGUCAACUUCAUUGCAUCGCAAGCCAUUGCCAGGAGUCAACAGCAGCUCCAGACAGGCGAAGAAGGCGAAGGCGACGAAGACCAACGACGCGCAGAUGCCAUGGCGGAAUUGGAACGUCAAGCUCGUGCCCCAGUUGGCUUCGUGGCUGCUAGCAGCGGUCCGGAGGGAGGUAACCGUCCUCCACCUGCCGGCCAAAAGCCAGCUACUGCCGAGGCUAACCCCGACGCCAUUGAUCUUGAUAUGGACGAUGAAUAG